AUGGUUGAAAACAUACCAGCAUUGAUAGCGCGAAGAGGCCAAUUAAGGGCAGCGAUAACUAGAUUCUCAACUUAUAUACAGUCAGAAGGACGAGAAGUCGUACAGAUUGAGAUUCGUAAAGCAAAAAUAGAAGAGAACUGGUACGAAUUUGAAAAGGUACAAUCGGCAAUAGAAGACAACGAUGAAGAAAUUCGAAAUACAAAUGAGCAUUAUCCCUACCGAAUAGAAUUUGAAAACUUGUACUUCAAGAUCAUGUCAGAAGCCGAGAUAUGUAUAAGAGCAUCAAAAAAGGAAAAUUCGAAGGUCGAAACAAAAAAUUUAAUCGAUUGGGGUCAUAGCAGCGAAGAAAAAACACAAAGAAACAGUACUAAAUCAAUAGUCAGAUUGGCUCCAUUGAAUAUUCCCGUUUUUUCAGGAAAAUAUGACGAAUGGAUGUCAUUUAAGGAUAUUUAUACGUCUGUAAUACAUACUAACGAGGACUUGACAGCCAUAGAAAAGUUUUUCUAUUUAAGGUCAUCUCUGUCUAACGACGCAGCAAGUUGUAUAAAAUAUUUGGAAACUACCGCAACAAAUUAUGAUACAGCUUGGAAAAGUCUGAUCAAUCGAUACGACAACAAAAAAAUUUUGAUACAGACGCACGUAAAAAAUAUUGUAGAUUUGCCUUCAAUAAACGAGAGCAACUCUACAAAAUUACGUCAAUUUUCUGACGAUCUCGUCAGCAAUAUGAAAGCUCUAGAAACGCUUGGACAGAAGCCGAAAGAGUGGGGCCCGCUGUUGUUGCAUAUACUGUGUUCAAAAUUAAACAACGAGACGUUAAAAGAGUGGGAGAUUAAAUCGGUUAAGGACAAAAUACCGUCUGUUACGGAAUUAAUCCAGUUCAUAGAGGAUCGAUUCCAAAUAUCCGAAUCCAUUGAAUCGUCGAAAUAUAUAAAUACAGAGUCUGCAGUAAAGGAAAAAGGUCUUACAAAGUUUAGUAAAAAUAAUAAAUACAAAGCCGCAACAAGUUCAACGGCAUUUACAUCGACAGCUACGGCUGUAUGCUAUGCGUGCAAUCAGCCGCACACCAUUUAUAAAUGUCCCGUAUUUACUGCUUUAUCGACACGUGAUCGUAUUGACAAGGUAGUCCAACUAGAGCUGUGCAAAAUUUGUUUACGCAAACACAGCGGUAGUAAAUGUUUUGGUAAAUAUUGUUUUAAAUGUAAUAAACCACAUAAUACGAUGUUACAUUUAAACCAAAAACCUAGUAUCAACGAACAGGUAGUAAACACAGAUAAAGGUGAACAGACGGCGACGACGUCAUCAACGACAGCACAUGUCGCUAAUGAGACCGAUAACGUGUUGCUAGGUACCGCGGUAGUAGAAGUAUUCGGCUUAAACGGCGAAAAGACUUACGCCCGGGCAUUGCUCGAUUCGGGGUCUACUAAUCAUUUCAUUUGUUCGGAGUUGGUAAACAGUUUAAAAUUAAAUAAACAUAAGACAAAUCAUAUUGUUUACGGAAUUGGGAGUUCAAAACAGAACGUGACGUCAACGGUAUCGUUAAGAAUCAAAUCGCGCGUGAGUGAUUAUGAAAUAAACACGCAAUUAUUAAUUGUUCCAAAAAUCACGGGAGAUUUACCCGCGCGAAGGGUGUCCAAAAGUAAAGUUAAACUCGAAAAGAUUACACUUGCGGAUCCGUCAUAUAACGUUCCUCAAAAAAUUGACAUAUUAAUUGGAGCACGUCAUUUUUAUGAUAUUGUGGGAGCUCAGCAGUAUAAACCGGAUGCAAAUGGCCCUGUAUAUCGCGAGUCUAAAUUUGGAUAUAUUAUUUCUGGUUUAACAUCAAACGACACAAACAUAAAAAAGACGAUUUCCUGUUAUGCCUCAAACAGUCACGAAAAUAUUCAUGAAAACAAAUAUGAGUCUUUAGAAAAUGUAAUACAACAGUUUUGGCGCAUCGAGGAUUACGGCCAAAGCAAACCUUACACGAUGGAAGAACAAACUUGUGAACAACAUUUCAAGCAAAAUGUUAGUCGCAGCGAGAGCGGUCGAUUUGUUGUACAUCUGCCGUUCCGCGGAAACGUCUCAAAAUUAGGCAAGUCUUACGACAUCGCAAAAAGAAGAUUAUUCGCAAUAGAAAGGCGGUUUAUAAAAAAUCCCUCGCUGAAAGGGGAUUACGUAAAGUUUAUGGCCGAAUAUGAAAAAUUAAACCAUAUGACACAGAAUAUGGAUAACGAAGAAAUCGAAUUGCCCGGUCGUAUGUGCUAUCUAGCUCACCAUUGCGUCCAAAAUGAAAACAGUCUCACAACAAAAUUACGCGUAGUAUUUGAUGCCUCAACAAAAACAGAAAGUGGGUUUAGUUUAAACGACGUACUGCAAAAGGGACCGUCAAUACAAGAGGAAUUAAUUCACAUAUUAGCCAGAUUUCGCACGCAUAAUUUUGUGGUAACUGCCGAUAUAAAAAAAAUGUACCGACAGAUACAGGUCUGUAAGAAACAUCGUGAUUAUCAACGUAUAUUGUGGAGAGAGAACGUUAAUGACCCUAUAAAGAUAUAUCGAUUAAACACUGUCACCUAUGGGACAGUACCUGCUUCUUAUCUCGCGACGGCUUGUUUACAAAGAUUAUCGGAAAUCGGACAAGGUCAAUAUCCAACAGUAGCACCAUUAAUUGCACGGGAUUUUUAUAUGGACGAUUUUAUCAGCGGUGCAGCUACAAAGGAAGACGCAAUCGAGAUACGCAAUGCACUUAUAAAAUUAAUGUCUACAGCUAAAUUAGAGCUAGGUAAAUGGGCGUCUAACGAUUCGGAUAUAAUUCGAGAUAGUUUCGACAACAAUGUCGGCUUAGUGGAUUUUCAAGAGACCAGUAAUGAUGUAACUAGAAUACUUGGUCUAUAUUGGGACUCUCACACCGACGAACUUAAAUAUAAGAUUAACGAAACUUCGUUAGUAACGCCUCUUACUAAACGCAAUAUAUUGUCCGAUAUUGCACGUAUAUACGACCCACUCGGAUUAAUUGGUCCGGUAAUAGUAUGUGCAAAAUUAAUCAUGCAAGAGUUAUGGAAAGAGGGUUUAUCUUGGUCAGAACCGGUUUCGGAAAGGAUAAGCAGUGAGUGGUAUAAAUACAAAUCCGAAUUAUCGCAUCUAAAUGCAAUUAAAAUUCCGCGUCAAAUUACGAUAAACGAUGAAAUACACUAUAUACAAAUACACGGUUUUGCGGACGCAAGUAUUAAGGCAUAUGGAUGUUGUUUGUAUUUACGUUGUACGGACAUGAAUAACAAACAUACGGUUCGAUUAAUUUGCGCAAAGUCAAAGGUAGCACCACUAAAAAUAUUAUCGCUACCGCGAUUAGAAUUGUGUGCCGCUUUAUUGCUAGCAAAGGUAGCAAAUAAGAUCGUACCAAGGUUGAAAUUGUCAAUCAGUAAAACAUAUUACUGGACCGAUUCCAGCGUCACAUGGUGUUGGAUCACGUCAACGUCGAAAAAAUGGAAAACCUUCGUCGCACACAGAGUUGGUCAAAUUCAAGAGAUCACGUCUCCCUCAAACUGGUUUCACAUUAGCGGUGUCGAUAAUCCGGCGGACGUGAUUUCACGCGGUUGUUGUCCCACCCAAUUAGCGAGUUUAUCAGUUUGGUGGAACGGGCCAAGUUGGUUGUCACGACACGAAAACGAGUGGCCUGAUACGGUGAACCACUCAUUAGAUUGUAACGAGGAGAGCGCAGAAAUAAAAAUAAAUGCGAUAAGCGCUCUAUGCACUACGGCAAGUGAUAUAAAUAUCAUAAAUCGUUAUUCGUCUUUUGGUAAAUUGUGA
Messenger RNA from Macrosiphum euphorbiae (potato aphid), 3783 nucleotides. The record is from the annotation of a GenBank genome assembly. NCBI's taxonomy places the organism in Eukaryota, Metazoa, Arthropoda, Insecta, Hemiptera, Aphididae.